AUGUCAGCCAAAGAGAUUCACAAGUACGGAACCGACGAUGGCUGGCACGGUGUCAUCAAGGAGGGUGGAGAAUUUCCGCCAGAAAAAGACAGAUACCAUCUCUACAUUGGUCUCUUUUGCCCCUUCGCUCAUCGUCCAAACCUGGUCCGACACCUUAAGCACCUUCAACCUUACCUCCCUGUGUCUAUCGUGCGCCCUUACCCCAAAGGUGAACCAGGCUGGCGUUUCGAUGCCACCUACCCCAACGCAACACCCGACCACCUUUUCAACAGCCAAUUCAUGCAUCAACUCUACUUCCGAGAUGAUCCAGCCUACAAAGGAAAGUACAGUGUUCCCCUUCUCUGGGACAAAAAGACCAACCGUAUCGUAAACAACGAAAGCGCCGAGAUGUUGAAAUGGCUACCCAGUGCUUUCGAAUCUGUGCUGGAAAGCAACGACAAGGCGAAAGAACUCGAUCUCUACCCUGAAGAAUUGCGCCAAAGGAUCGAUGAGAUAAGCCCCUGGCUCCAAUCAUUAAUCUGCGCCGGCGUCUACAAAGCUGGUUUCGCGCCGACCCAAGAGGGUUACGAGAAGGGUGUCAUUCCUCUCUUCGCAGCUCUGAAUCAGCUAGAAGAAUUGAUACACGGUAACGGCGGCCCGUAUAUCCUUGGUACCAAACUCACCCAACUCGAUCUUCUGGCUUAUCCGACCAUAGUCCGCUUCGACACUGUUUACGCGCAGCAUUUCAAAACGAACUUGGGGUCGAUACGACAUGACUACCCUGUGCUCAACAACUGGCUGAAGAACCUCUAUCACAAUGUGGAAGGAUUCAAAGAGAGUACGGAUUUCAAGCAUAUCAAGGAGAACUAUACCAAGAGCCAUGCCGAUAUUAACCCGUUGAGCAUCACUCCAUUGGGACCGUAUCCAGACGUAGAAGAGGGGUAUGAGAAGGAUUGGAGUAAGUUGAAGCCUGGGAAGGUGGCACAUCCGAAAGUGUUGGAGGCGCAGAGCAAGUUGUGA
This is a messenger RNA of Alternaria atra, 999 nucleotides long. RefSeq lists its product as uncharacterized. The coding region runs from base 1 to 999 and encodes 332 amino acids. The transcript has 3 exons. NCBI's taxonomy places the organism in Eukaryota, Fungi, Ascomycota, Dothideomycetes, Pleosporales, Pleosporaceae. Gene Ontology annotation, cellular component: cytoplasm. The record is from RefSeq and is a predicted model, not a curated record. Gene Ontology annotation, molecular function: glutathione transferase activity.